AUGCCGAAGCCAGCAGAAGGAACAGGUGACUGUUCUGAUAUUUCAGUGGCAAUUCGGAAGAGAUCCAGAGUGCCUGGUGUUAUGAUCACACAGUACGUUGAAGAACUGCCACCUGGAUCUACUACUCCUGAUUUCAUUCGAAAACCCAUAGCCUUGACUAUACAGGAAGGCAAACUGGCCUUUUUCAAAGCUGUUGUGAGUGGAUAUCCAGUACCAGAAGUUUCAUGGGCACGUAACAAGGGCGAUAUCUCUAAUUCAACAAAAUAUGUUUCACGAUUUGAUGAGAGGAAUGAAGAAUAUGUUCUGGAGAUACCAAAUGUAGAUUCAGAUCAAGCAGACAUAUACAAAUGUUUUGCUAUAAAUCCAUUUGGAAAGGCGGUUUGUACUGCUGCACUGAAUGUCAUUGAGGUUGGAUUCAAGAAAAGAGCACCAGCCCCCAAAAGUCACCCUGAUGACUUCAGAAAAAUGCUGAAGAAAGCGGUUGUGAAGAGAAAAGAAAAACAAUGGAAAGAAGGAGAAAUCGAUCCAAGGUUCUGGGAGCUGUUACUGAGUGCACCCAGGAAAGAUUAUGAACGGAUUUGUCAGGAAUUUGGAGUCACCGACUUCAGGUGGAUGCUUAGAAAACUUAACCAGAAGAAAAAGGAAAGACAGACAGAACAGUCCAAGUAUGUUGAGAAAAUCCACAGCUUGAAACAGAUCGAGGUAAAAACAGAUGGCGCAGCAGAAUUUGAACUCGACAUGAAGAUAAAGGAUCCUAACAGCAAAAUCCUUCUCUUCAAAGAUGGGGAAAUGCUUGACUAUGGAGAUGGAACUGAUGCGGCCACAAAACAUAAUAUGCAGAAAUUUGGUGAAACAUACUUGUUCAGCAUUAGGGAUGUUGGCCCAGAAGAUGCUGGGUUAUAUCAAGUGGAUGUAGAGGAGGUGAACAUGUUCUCAACUUCCCUAGUGUUGCCUGAUGUGGAGUUUAAUACCACACUGAAAGACACUAAAGUGACUGAGGGGCAGGAUGCGGUGUUUGAAUGUGCCUUAUCGGACCCUGUACCCCAAAUCACCUGGUGUGCCAAUGACAUCUCUGUUGAGCGUGGGGAAAAAUAUGACAUCACAGUGUCAGAAGACAAGCAAGUCCACAAACUAGCAGUGAAAAACUGUACAAAUGAGGACAAGGGAGUCUAUACGGCUAUUGCUGGGCUCAGGUCAAGCCAGGGGACUCUAGAUGUAGAAGAUGAUCCCAGUGCCCGUGGGAAAGAUGAUGGUGCAGAUGAACUAGCCAGACGUUUAGCAGAAGAGAAAGCCAGACUGCAGAGGGAAAAGGACGAGGCAGCCAGGAGGGCACAGGCUGAAAAAGAUGAAGCAGCAAGGAAGGCCCAGGCUGAAAAAGAUAAAGCGGCCAGGAGGACCCAGGCUGAAAAAGGUGAAGCAGCCAGGAAGGCCCAGGCUGAAAGAGAUGAAGCGGCCAGGAGGGCCCAGGCUGAAAGGGACGAAGCAGCCAGGAAGGCCCAGGCUGAAAGAGAUGAGGCAGCCAGAAUGGCUCCGGCCGAACAAGAUCAGGCGGCUAGGAGGGCACAGGCAGAACAAGAUGAGGCAGCCAGAAAAGCUCGGGAAGAACAAGAUGAGGCGGCCAGGAGAGCCCAAGCUGAAAGAGAUGAGGCAGCCAGAAAAGCUCGGGAAGAACAAGAUGAGGCAGCCAGGAGGGCAAAGGCUGAGCAAGAUGAGGCAGCCAGAAAAGCUUGGGAAGAACAAGAUGAGGCGGCCAGGAGAGCCCAAGCUGAAAGAGAUGAGGCAGCCUGUAAAGCCCAGGAUGAAAGGGAUGAGGCAGCCAGGAAGGCCAAGGCCGAGAGAGAAGCUGCUGAAAGGAUGGCAGCUAUGUCAGCAGGAAAAGGCAGUGGAGGAUCUGGCCUGGGAGAUGGGAGUGAGGGUGAUGGAAUGGGGAAGAACGGAAAAGGAGGAGAUGGUACCUUGGUAAAUGGGUUAGGAGAUGGGAGUGGAAAUCAUGGAAAAGGUGAUGGAUUGGAUUUAGAUGGAUCAGGUGGAGACAGUGGGACAGGUGAUAGGCGCAAGAAGCGUACAAGAGUCGGUGAGCUGAUUCCUAACAACAUCAUAGACGAUGGAGUCCACUUCCUGAACGGGUUGUCAGAUACUGCAGCCAAUGUUGGAGAAUCAGCAGAGUUGUCCUGCAAACUUAGCUGUGAAGAUAGUAAUGGAUUAUGGUACAAAGACGGAAAAAAGUUGGAGUCUAAGGAUGGAAUUACAAUUGCCAAAGAUGGGGCUCACCACAAACUAAUCAUCCAUGACUGCCAAGAAAGAGAUGCUGGAAAAUAUAAGUUUGAGGCAGAAGGACGUAAAUCAGAGGCUGCAUUAAAUGUUAAGGAUCCACCCAAAAUUGAUGCAGAUGCCUUGAGUAAAUUUUCAGAGCCUGUUAUUGUCAAAGCAGGAGAAAAUGCUUCCUUUAAACUACCAUUUUCAUGCAAAGAACCAAUUAAGAUUCAGUGGUUUAAAGAGGAAGAAGAGUUGCUGGAGGGUCACGGUGUCAGGAUCGAAAAGUCUUCAGCCCAUAGCCGUCUACUUCUGACUAAGUGUCAGCGCAAAGACACUGGAGAGAUAAAAAUCAAAAUCAAGAAUGAAUUUGCCACUGUAGAGGCAACUUCAAAACUUACAGUACUUGACAGGCCAACUCCACCACAAGGACCUGUAGAAAUCGUAGAAAGCUCCUUGUCUGCCAUUGAGUUUAAAUGGAGACCCCCAAAGGAUGACGGUGGCUGUCCAGUGAUUAAUUACAACCUGGAGCGACAGCAGCUGGGACGGAACACCUGGACUAAAAUUGGAGACAUUCCUGGACAGCCUACCUACAGAGACACAAACAUAGAUCGUGGCCGAAAGUACUGCUACAGAAUCCGGGCAAAAAACUUGGAGGGCUUCAGUGAAAUCUUGACAACUAAUGAUAUUGCUGCUGGCACUUUGGCAUUCCCUGGCUCUCCUGCUCCUCCUAAAAUAGUCAGUGCCUUUAAAGACUGCAUUAACUUGGCCUGGCUUUCUCCCUCCAGCACUGGAGGGGGCAGUAUCAUUGGAUAUAAUGUGGAAAAACGCAAAAAAGGUAGCAAUUUUUGGAGUCAAGCAAAUCCAAAAGAUGAUCCAAUCAGAGACAAAAAAUAUGCAGUAAAAGAUGUAAUCGAGGGCAUGGAGUAUGAGUUCAGAGUGAGCGCUAUUAACACAUGCGGGCCUGGGGACCCAAGUGGGCCGUCUGAAUGUGCAAUUGCAAGGGACCCCAAAAAGCCUCCUGGUAAGGUCAAAGACCUCAAAAUAACUGGAUCGAGCUACACCAGUCUAUCUCUUUCCUGGACUAAACCUAAAGAAGUCAAAGGUGAGGAAGAUGAAGCAAAAGGCUAUUUUGUGGAAAUCAGACCCACAGACCAACUUGAGUGGAGCCGUUGCAAUACAAAUGCAGUGAUUCAGACUUCCUUCACUGCUGUGGGAUUGAAGUCAAUGGCCAUGUAUUGGGUUAGAGUGAUCGCCGUCAAUGAAGGAGGAGAGGGGCUUCCACAGAGCUUUGACUAUUACAUCGUUGCCAUGCCUCCUCCAGUAAAGCCAAAGUUCACUGAGAAAAAAAUGAAAAGCUUCAUGGUUGUUAAAGCUGGAAACACUGUUCGUGUCAGCAUCAGUUUCGAGGCUUCUCCUUUACCAGACAUAACAUGGCUAAAGGAUGGUGCUCCUGUAGCCAAACAUGUCAUAAUCACUGAUUUUGAAAAAGGCUCUCAGCUAUUAAUUUACACAUCAGAGCUGUCUGACACUGGCAUUUAUACUGUCAAUGUGAAGAAUAUGGUGGGCCAGGACACCUUCACUAUUGAAAUAAGAGUCACUGAUGAUCCCAAGCCUCCAGGUCCCGUAGAACUGGAACAGCAUGUCCAAGGCACUGUGACUUUGUCAUGGACUCCUUCUCCCGACGAGAAACGAGACAACCAUCUGCAUUACAUGGUGAUGAAACGGGACUCUGUCAAACAAACAUGGCGUACAGUGAUGGACCGCUUGUUCAACAACAAAUUCACAGUCAUUAACAUAUUGCCUGGAAGAGAGUACAAUUUCAGGGUGUUUGCCAAGAAUGAUAUAGGCCUCUCAGAGCCCUCAGUGUCUCCAGUUUGGGGAACCACCAAAAAAAGAGAAAAAUUCACAUAUAGCAUGCCUGUAUCAAAGACCCUCGACUUCCAGGCAGCCCCCAAAUUUAUUGUCCCUUUGAAACUUCGCGCUGCUCCGCCAGGUUAUGAGUGCUACAUGAGCUGUGCUAUGACGGGCAACCCAACCCCACAUAUUACCUGGUACCAUGAUAAUGUUAGCCUUAACACAAACCCCAACUACUACAUCACAAACGUGUGUGGUGUUUGUUCACUGCUCAUCCUGAGGGUUGGACCCAAAGACAUGGGAGAGUACAAGGUUGUAGCCGAAAGCCCUCUUGGUCGUGUUGAGUGCUCCACCAAACUUAUAGUCAAAGAGUAAAGAAAGGAUGACUUUAGACAACACCGUUUGUGAUCAUAUUUCUUGAAAGUGAC
Messenger RNA from Onychostoma macrolepis, 4538 nucleotides. Its product is annotated as immunoglobulin-like and fibronectin type III domain-containing protein 1. The record is from RefSeq and is a predicted model, not a curated record. The transcript is spliced from 23 exons. Gene Ontology annotation, molecular function: protein binding. The coding region runs from base 1 to 4485 and encodes 1494 amino acids. Lineage: Eukaryota; Metazoa; Chordata; Actinopteri; Cypriniformes; Cyprinidae.